This is a messenger RNA of Linum trigynum, 1998 nucleotides long. NCBI's taxonomy places the organism in Eukaryota, Viridiplantae, Streptophyta, Magnoliopsida, Malpighiales, Linaceae. The record is from the annotation of a GenBank genome assembly.
CUCCCUCCGGUUGCCGCCGCAUCCACCUCCAGAAUAGCGGACGGAAACCAGAGCCAAAAAGUUCAGUCCGCCGCCGGCCAGAACCUUCGACCCGACGUCUUUCCUUAAACGAAUUCCAUGAAUUUGGCUGAUUGUUCUUCUCACUCUGCGACGGCUCGGCUUCUCCACUUUGGUAGUCCCGGCGCCAUCUACCUGCGCCGGUUCGUGGGUUCUCUCCAUGUAGGCCGGUGUGGCUCCAACCCCACGCACGUGAAAACCCUCCGCCUCCGUUCUAACCCUCCUAAAACGCUCACCGUAACUGCAGCAAUGGCUAGUGAGGCCGAGCUCGCGGCCUCGGCUAAGAUAAUCGAUGGGAAAAUGGUGGCCAAGGAAAUCAGAGACGAAAUAACUACCGAGGUAUCAAGAAUGAAAGAUGCGAUUGGUGUUGUUCCCGGGCUAGCAGUCAUGCUUAUCGGUGAACGAAAAGAUUCUGCAACUUACGUACGAAACAAGAAGAAAGCGUGUGAAUCCGUUGGGAUCAAUUCCUUCGAAGUGCGGUUGCCGGAGGAUUCCGCUGAAACCGAAGUUCUAAAGUUUAUCUCAGACUUCAAUGAUGAUCCUGCUGUUCAUGGCAUUCUUGUCCAGCUGCCACUGCCAAAGCAUAUGAAUGAACAGAACAUCUUAAAUGCUGUUAGCAUUGAGAAAGACGUGGAUGGUUUCCAUCCCUUGAAUAUCGGCCGUCUUGCCAUGCGUGGAAGAGAACCUUCCUUUGUUCCUUGUACACCAAAAGGGUGUAUUGAGUUGUUGCAUAGGUAUGGUUUCCAAAUCAAAGGGAAGAAAGCAGUUGUGAUUGGCCGCAGCAAUAUCGUUGGAAUGCCAGCUGCUUUGCUACUUCAGAGGGAGGAUGCUACUGUUACUAUCGUGCACUCUAGGACCCAGAAUCCUGAACAGAUAGUCAAAGAAGCAGAUAUUGUCAUCUCUGCUGUUGGCCAACCCGAUAUGGUCAGAGGGACUUGGCUAAAGCCUGGUGCUGUUGUCAUUGAUGUUGGAAUCAACCCAGUUGAGGAUGCAACAUGUCCGCGAGGUUACAGAUUGGUGGGGGAUGUGUGCUAUGAAGAGGCGCGCAAAGUUGUUUCAGCAAUAACUCCUGUACCUGGGGGAGUUGGUCCAAUGACAAUAGCAAUGCUUCUUUCCAAUACUCUCACCUCAGCAAAGAGAAUACACAACUUCCAAUGAAGUUGUAUGACCGCUUCUUCCAAUGCAGAACUCUCCGACUUUCAGGUUACUUGCUAAAUUUAUGUUACGUAUUUCUGUUGCUGAUCACGGGCUUCCAUUUUCAUCUCUGGAAGCAAUCAGCUAAAACCUGGAACCAUUUGUCGCUUGUAGGAAUAUCAUGAGUCAAUGGCAAUGAACUCUGCAGCACGUUUUAACACAGAGAGACUUGUGCACUCGACAAUGGCUGGCAUGCCUGCUGCGGACUGUUAGUUUUAUCCGGGGGUAGUAACGGUCCGUAUCUUUUUGAUCUAUCUAUAUCUUGUUCAAUAAGAACAAAUUAUGCCCUAGAAUCUUGACGAGCUCUGUCUCCAGUUAGUGAGAAUAUUUGUAAGACAUCUUGGUAGUAGUUGACAGUACAAAGAUGAAAGAUGUCUUUGUUAAGAACCAUGCAUCUAUGAUUGUUGCGUUCCUUUCUACCAGAAUACUUAUAUGUGGAUGGCCUCAGCAAGAUUGCAAGCCUAAUAGGAGUCAGGAGAAGCUAUUUGUAUGGAUCAUGAAACUAAGAUGGAACAGAGCCUGAUUCUUAUACCCAGUUGAGUUAGGGUUAGUGCUGUCGUGUGGGGUUUCAGGCAUAUGUUGCUCUGCUAGCCCUCCUGCAGCUCCUAUUAUGUUGGUGGGAAUCCCCUCUCUGAAUAGGAGUGUUUUGUAGUGGGUCAUGAGAAACAUAACGGGGUUUAUCCUGGCUCUAGGAUACUGGAAAUGUGGUUAAGAUCAGUAUUCAAUUAGUAAAAAAAUGAAAUCCAG